Molecule: messenger RNA, 2532 nt
Organism: Malaya genurostris
Lineage: Eukaryota; Metazoa; Arthropoda; Insecta; Diptera; Culicidae
Product: neuropeptide SIFamide receptor-like
Exons: 8
Coding region: 845-2173 (442 amino acids)
Biological process (GO): G protein-coupled receptor signaling pathway
Cellular component (GO): membrane
Molecular function (GO): peptide binding; neuropeptide Y receptor activity
Source: RefSeq, a predicted model, not a curated record
GCUACGAUGGCAUAAUUUUCAAUUCGCACGUUUUCACUUUCACUACGACGGUGGCAACCGGCGAGUGUAGACACGCUUUUUUUUCAACCAGCGGGAAGAAGCUUCAAAGCGCGAAGAAAAUUCUCGCGCGCGUUGCGAUCUGUGACACGAUUGGAAGGAUGCGAGCAACCUGCUGCUGCUUACAUUCUGAGGUAGCAGCUAAGUGGAGCAUCGUUUUCGCAGGAUGAUAAUUGUAAUCGAUGUUUAUUGUCUCCUUCUAAGUGUGAUUGUUGUGUUUUCGGUGGCAGUGCCGGUGCAAUAUCAUCAAGUACGAAUAUAAAAAGAAUGUAAUAAAACGGAGAAGGUGGCUCAGGUGUUUGUAAAAGUAAAAUUUGUCGGAUUUAUGAUGCCAAAAUAUGCCAUGUUAGAUGAGGUGAUACGUGAUAAACAGUGAAAUCCCCGCCAAACAAUAGGGAUAUCUAUCCGAAGAAUGUUCGUGCCGUUCUUUCUGCAAGCAAACAAUUCGCUAAUAUUAUUUGUCCCACAUGAAUGCGUAUCAGCAACGACAGAAGCGGAACAUUGAAUGCCACUUUUCAGUUCAUAAUUCCCUCGAAGAGGAUUUGUACUUCAAGCCGACGUAAAAUUGUUCCCUGUCGGAUUCAAGGUUACCGAGGUUUAUUUCGUGGAUAACAAAAGGACUUGUGAUUUUGUUUUGAUCUCUUUGGGACGUAUGUAACCCUGAUUACUUCCGGAAGCACGACGCGACGCCAGUAUGAACAGAAGAAUGCCAAUCGGAUGGAAAGCGUGCUAAAUUACCGCAUCCCACUGACUCCCACUGGCUAAUCAGACUUUCGGCAGCGGCCCAAUGGAAUCCAAUUCAAUUAAUUGUACCACCAACAUCGGUUCGAGUCACAAUUGGACCUGCUUCGUUGUGCACUACGACACGGACCCGGUGCUCUCGGCAAUGGCUCCAUCUUCGAGUGUCAAUCUGAGCGGGCUCAAGCUCGAUGAGAUGGAGCUUGAGUCGGACCUCAAGGACUACACGCUGCUGUCCUACGAUCCAGCUUACCAACUGCGAUACGGCAUACUAGGAACGGUUCUGCUGAGCGUGGCCUAUUCGUUGAUCUUCAUCGUCGGUCUGCUGGGGAACAUCUCGGUCGUGAUUGUGGUGAAGAAGAGUACCAUGAUGCGCUCGCCGACAAAUCGUUUCAUCGUGAAUCUGGCGUACGCUGAUUUAUUAGUCAAUUUUAUAUGUUUGCCGUUCACCCUGAUAGGGAAUCUAUAUCCCGCCUGGAUCCUGGGAGUGUUCUUCUGCAAAGCCGUAUCCUACCUGCAGGGCGUCUCGGUAUCGGCUUCGGUCAACACGCUGAUGGCAAUCUCGAUCGAACGCUGCGUGGCCAUUUCAUUUCCCAUCUCGGGUACCAUUACAACCAGGCAGUACCGUGUGAUCGUUUCAAUUAUCUGGACAGUCGCGCUGGGCAUAAAUCUCCCGUGGCUGUUUGUGUUCACACUGAAACCGAUCGGGAUUCCCGGCAGUCUAGCGCAGAUCUGCACGGAACUGUGGCCCUCACCGGCAUCGGAAAGCUGGUACUUUCUGUUUGCAAAUCUGUUCUUGUGCUAUCUCGGCCCGCUGAUUGUGAUAUCAAUUUGCUAUGUCAUCAUUUGGAAAAACGUCGCCUAUCGGAAACUUCCUCGCGAUCUGAUUAUCAGCCGGAAGAACGAAGUUUUCAACCAAAGCAAAGUGAAGGUAAUCAAAAUGGUACUUGUCGUCAUCAUAACAUUUACCCUCUCCUGGCUGCCGCUGUAUGCGAUAUUCUGUUUCGUUAAAUUUGCUGGAGAUCUUAUCUACGAGGAUUCAGUGCAAUCCUUCAUUUUCGGUAUCCUUCCGGUGGCACAGUGGCUCGGCGCCGCCAACUCGUGCAUCAAUCCGAUUCUGUACGCGUUUAUGAACCGCAAAUUUCGGGCCGGAUUUCGCCAUCUGUUUCGAUCGUGCUGUUCCGCCGAAGACGUCGAAUGGGAUCUUCCGACGACGGUGGUUCGACACGACGAAUCCCGGGAUCAGGUGCUGCGAAGGAUACGCUCCGAGAAACAUUUCGUGCGCAAUGGAAACAGCAACGGCCAUCAAUCGGGCCAACGUCAUCCACUGCGGCACACACAAUCAACCAGGAUUCCGCAAUCGCGCCGAGGAAUUUGAAUUUCGGUUUCACACACCGCCAGUAAAGUUUAGUUUAGUAGUUCUUGUGGGAACAGUCUAUAACAAAGGUUUUCAGAACCCCUCUCAAAAGGUCGAACAAUAGUCUAGGAAUGUAGUGUGUAAUGUUUGUAUAAAAGGUGAAACAAAAGAAUAACUUGCAAAGUACAAACAAUAAUACAAAAUAAUGUUGCCGAUUGUUGCAAAUCUCAGCGAAAAAGGAACACAUUCGCCAUCGAAUAGAAACACAUAAUGAAUAUUAAUGAAAUCUAUUUUCGUAUCGUAUUUUUGUGAUAUUUAUAGCUGAAAGUAAAAAGUAUUUAUUGUGAUUCCCGUCAGAAAUAAAUAAACUUAUAAAGUUG